AGCAGUUGGCUUGUUACAAAUUGUUCUUUCACAAAACUUUCUGCAGAUAUUUCCUUCCUUAUCUGUAAGCAAAGAGCCUGAUACUUAUACAUAUGUCCAAUUCUAGGAUUUGGGAUGACUCCUUCGAAGAUCUGUGGAACGCGAUGAACAGCCACAACGAUGCCACGGACGUCACUGGCCAUACACGUGUCACUGAAAGCGGAAUCACCAGUUCCCCACCUAUGGCGUCCAGCAGCAGCAUCAAUCACGCACAGCCCAGUAUAAGUCGCGCUGGCAUGGAGGAAGCAUCGACCGUUCCGGAAAACAUUGCUAGCAUUUCUGACGACGCCUGGCUUUACCAAUGGAACACUCAGCAGAGGCCAAUAACCGACGGGACUUACAACGUCGACGGUGUCACUGACAAGGGUAACACGAGUUACCUGCCCCUGGGGUCCAGCACCAGCAUUGAUCACGCAAUGUCCAUCACAAGCCGCACAGGCAUGGAGCAAGCACCUGCCAUUACAGAAGGCGGCGCCAGAAUUCCUGAGACAACCCGUGUUGACCAAUGGAACACGCAGUAUCACCUGGCUGAUAGCACAUCUACCGACUGCGGGCAUACAGGCCACACAGAAACCGGAAGCAUGGGUUUCACACUUCCGGUCUGCAGCAGCAGCCCAGUGGCCAGUACAAGCUACGCGCGCCUGCAGGAACCAUCGGACAUCUUCGGGAACUACGCUUGGAAUGCUACUGGAACAGGAGGGAGGGAACAGCAAGAGUUGUCCGGUGCAUGUUUCAAUGCUUCCAGCAGACAGGAUGCCUUACACGGGCACACCAAGGAACACACGGGCGAUACAGCCUACACUUGCAAAGCAAGUUAUUCUGUGAAUAAUUCAGUGAAACACUGCCGGAAUACAACAGGCACAAACCACAAAUGCGCAACCUGCGGCAAAAUGUUCCACCGGGCUAGACUCCUUGCUACACAUUACCGCACGCACACAAACGAGAGACCUUACAAAUGCGAAAUAUGUGAUAAAUCGUUUCGGCAAUCUCAUCACCGGGAUAACCACAAACGUACACAUACAGGCGAGAGGCCGUACACUUGCAAAACAUGUGGUAAAUCAUUCGCGCACUCGUGGAAUCUCCGUACGCACAUCUACACUCACACAGACGAGAAACCCCAUCUCUGUCAGAAGUGUUCUAAACCAUUCAGAACCAAAAAAAACCUCAAACAUCAUCACAACUUGUGUUGUGGGGGACAGAGCUUUCGUUUGCGAAAUAUGUAAUUCAUCCUUCAAGAACAACUCGGCUCUCGAUCGUCACCGUCGAAGGUACAUGCAUGGAUGAAAACCCGUAUUAGUGUACGCAGGGCGCAUUCGCUCUCACACAGAAAGCCAUUGAUGGACAGCUGUACCAGAAUAUUACCUGCCAAUUAUGUAGAGAUGCAUUCGGAGACGACUAUCAACUUAUUACAUACAUCGUGACGCAUAGGGGUGUCCAGAGAUAAUAGUCUGACUAGGACGCAAGUUAACCAAAUCGCCCGCGGCUUUUGCGUACCAACGUCAAAGUGAAGCAGUGCGGGGAAGCAACGCUGAUAUUCUUUCAGAGGAUCCAGGAGCUAACUGAACGCAUCGUGUGUAUAAGCCAGCUGCUUUUGACGUCUAAGCGGCCUAGUAAAAUGAGCGAUGUGAACGAUGUCAUCUGGUUUCUCCAAACUAUGAGAAAAGACGUCGUCGCCAGAAAUAUUUGGAUUGCUUCAAUGUCGAUGUAUACGGCAGAUCCUAGCCAGCGCUUACUGUUUGCAUAACUGCAUUUGUUUUUCACGAACACAGCAUUAGCAAACUUAUUUCAAGACAGAUCCUUAUGGGCUGCAAGUUUGUGUUUUAUGUAAGUAGAAGGUUGAAAUACCUUCACAAUAUCCUUGACUCCCUGUUCUGUCAGUUUCUUUGCAGGUGUUUUGACAGCGUAGUAGUGAACAGGCUCUAAUGAUCCCUAUGCUUUAUGAUAUUCCAAUGUCGAUAGAAGGGAACAUCUCCUAUUGGAAAUCAUUUAAAAAUGAGGUACUCUUUUCUUCCCAACUAAAAUGUAAUCUGCGAUUAUUUAGGGUCCUUGCGCCUUGUUGCCUUCCAGAGACAAGUUUUAGGACUAUAUAUGGACACAUUCUACGCAUGAGAAACAUUUCAUUUAAAAUUUGUUGAAUGCAUUCACUGUUUUUGUUCCCUUUGGUUCCUGCAUUCAUACCAAAAAUCUUUGUUGUAUACCAUAAACUACGCUGAUGACAGUAAUCAGACUGCAUCAGAUCAAAAUAAUUUGGAGCUUCAAUAUAUCGUGUGUUCUCCAACUACGAAAAUUUUAGCUAUUUUAUUGUGGUGGCUUAGAGCUUCUAAAGCCAGUCUUUUAUCCACUUGGAAUCCGUCUGUUAAGACUCGCACUGUUCUCUAGUAACAGCUGUAGAAUCCUUUUAGCCUGAUGUGACAAACGCAUCUGUGCGAGCAAUGACAGGAUAUGCGAGAUGCAGUUUUUAGGUAUAUUGACACGCAUACUUGUAUAUCUUCUUCUUGGGAAAGCGUUUCGCAGGCGACAAAGCUUGUUACCACUGAACGCAUGAUGCGACUGCAUUAUCACAAGAUUCUCGAUGUUUUUCGUCGAUUAUACACUUUUCCUACGUUGUAGUCGAACCUUCUGUAAUCAGAUUGCACGCGCAACACGUAUGCAGUUCUGCAUUCUGGAAGGCAUGCAAGCACCAACAAUUACGCUGGAAUCUUCGAUGAAUCACGUACGAAUAUGCGACGCUCGUUAGCUGUAAAUCAAUUUUUGGACGAUCGACGCAUGUGCUCGGAUCUUUCUGUCCGAGUGUAACCUAUUUUGUGGGUUCGCGUUCGCCCAAUAAAGUGGUAGUUUCCUGUCUCA
Messenger RNA from Dermacentor andersoni, 2886 nucleotides. Lineage: Eukaryota; Metazoa; Arthropoda; Arachnida; Ixodida; Ixodidae. The record is from RefSeq and is a predicted model, not a curated record.